Messenger RNA from Daktulosphaira vitifoliae (grape phylloxera), 3256 nucleotides. RefSeq lists its product as uncharacterized. The transcript is spliced from 11 exons. Lineage: Eukaryota; Metazoa; Arthropoda; Insecta; Hemiptera; Phylloxeridae. Gene Ontology annotation, molecular function: transcription corepressor activity; protein binding. Gene Ontology annotation, cellular component: nucleus; Sin3-type complex. The record is from RefSeq and is a predicted model, not a curated record. The coding region runs from base 459 to 2996 and encodes 845 amino acids. Gene Ontology annotation, biological process: negative regulation of transcription by RNA polymerase II.
GGUAAACAAUAAUAAGAAUAUAUUUCGAUUUUUUGUCUCGUCAUGAAAUGAAUUGAAUAAUUUUCGUUUUACUGCUUAUAACUAUUGAAACCUACUAUUGUUUGUCCACGAAUGAGGCUCUACAAUUCAUGUUUAAUGUCUUGCGCCUCGGGACUAAUGCUGUUGACCCCGUGAAGUUGAAGAAGACGAAGUUAACAAAGUUAUGAUGAGGUUUCAAAUAAUUGUUACUUGCUCUGGAUCUGUAUAAAAUGAUCGCAGUAACGUCUGCAACAAUUGUCUUUAGUACCAAACAAAGUAUUUAAUAAAUACUCAAAAUGCGACCCUGACAAUUAAAGUUUUAUUUUAACACCUCAUUUGUCAUAUAAUAAUUUUACAUGUAAUUGGAGUUCUGUCGAUGUUAAUGUUUAUUUUCCCCUAUAAUUACACACGAAAUAUUAAAGUAUAUUUAAGUUGUCACAAUGGCAUACAAAAGAUCAAAUUCACCUCGUCAUAUUGACUUAAUGAAAGAUAUUAUGAAACUGGUUGCAGAACCAAAAUCAAUAAAUAAUCAAAAAAAUUCAAACGUAACUUAUUAUCGUCAACCUGGUAAAGAACAUAAUCAUGAUUUUUGUGAUGCAUGUCGUGAAGGAGGUGAUAUUGUAUGUUGUGAUAGAUGUCCAAGAUCAUACCAUAUUACUUGCCACAUUCCUCCUCUAACUAAAUUACCAGAUGGUGAAUGGCUGUGCAGAAAAUGUUUUAUAAACAAUAAAGAGCCAAUGUAUGAAGUUCCUUUAAAUAAUUAUGAUAAGACUGAGAGUGACGAUGAUUCUAGUUGUCCUUAUGAUUUUAUGAGCAAAGAUAGAUUUGAAGUUGACAUGUUGCCUAGUGUUGUUCAAAAAAUUAUAGGUGAAAGCAAUUCUCCGAAGUGCAUGAUAUUUACAGAUAUCAAAUCAGUAAUGAAGCAUAAAUUUGAUCUGCAAACUCCACGUUUUUUACCUGGACUUAAAUCAAUUUUUAAAAUGCCUUUAGUACGAAAAUAUAAUGGCAAACAAACAAUACGAAGACAACUAGAUAAGUUUAAGUUUCUCCGUAAAGAUGAGAAAUGUUGUUUGUGUAAAAAAGGUGUCCUUAAAGGACGAUUAGUACAAUGUGAUUUUUGUAAUAGAUUAUAUCAUCUUGAUUGCUUGGAUCCUCCUAUUCGUGAUUGGGAUCAUAAUAUGAAAUGGUUAUGUCCAGAACAUAAUACAUUUUAUGAACAGGCUUAUCCAAGGUUUUUUAAAGAUGAUCAGUUGUAUUCAGAUUGUAUUACAAUCAAAAGAUUGCGAUGCCAAAUGUCAAGCCCUAUUGUAAAUAGAUUAGUCAGCAUUCCCAAUUCUGUUGAUAAUGUGUAUAAGAAAAGUAAUGACAACAACAUUCCUACUGAACCAUUUACAACAGCUUCCUUACAAAUUCUAUGUGAUAUUGCAACAUUUGAACUAAAAUCAAUGACUCCUGACAUUUCAAUUGAUAAUAAUGAUGCAGAUGUUAUAAAUGAUAUUUCAAUAAAGUUCAUUGCUCUUCAACGCCUUUAUCAACUACAAAAAAGCUAUCUAUCAAUACCUACAAAACCAUUAGCAUAUCUAUCUUGCACAAACCCACCUAACAUAACCACUUGUGUACAAAAAUUGGAAUUUACCAUUGGAACGUCAUCUGAAUGUGAUCUCUGUUUACUUAACUAUAUCAAUUGUGAAAAUGUUUCUGAUGUCCAUGCAACCAUUUUAUUUGAUGAGAAACUUGGAGAUUUUAGCAUUAAAAACCAUAGUAAAUAUGGUAUAAUAGUUAAUAAUAUUUCUUAUUUUGGUAACUAUCAGCCUAAAGAUUUGACCAAUAAAAAAUUGAACAAAAUUAACUCUCAAAUAAAAAGACAUAUAAAUAAACGACGAAAGUUGAUGAGAAAGCAGCCAAUAUUUUCUAUAAAUGAAACCAAUAAUGGAAAGUUUUCACUCAAGUAUAACACAAAUAAACAAAAUUCUCUAUUAGAUUAUCGAUCAUUGUCAAAAAAUUACAUGAAUAUGUUAAGUAACACUACACAUAAUUACUCUAAUGUACAAUGUUCAUGUUCAAAAAGACUUAUUCCUAAAGAUGGAUAUCCAGGCUUAGCUUUUUUAUGUAGUGGUUCCACGGUGUCAUUUGGCUGUAUUAAAUUUAAUUUCACUUAUGAUCGAUAUGUAAGAUCAGUUUCAAUUGAACCUUUAAGUACCAAAAAGUCAUUAACUUUUAAAGAAGAAAUGAAAGAAAGUGAAAUUGAUCUUCAAAAUAACGAGAAAUUAACAUUCAGUCACAAAGAUGUAAGCGAUAAUAAUAAUAGAUAUGAAAAAAAAAAAAGUGAUACUUCUAGUUUAAAAAAUUUACCAAAUAGACCAACUGAUUUUAACAUUUCUAUUGAACAAACUAAUUUAAAUCAUAAAAAAUACUCUAUUUCUGAAAACAAUUUAAUAAAAAAUAUUAAACCAAAAUUAAAUGGAUUGAUAAACAAUAAUGGUCAUGAAGAAAAAACAUUAGACUCUAUGUCUAAUUCAACUAUGACAAAUUUGACCAUGGAUUGGGUUCAUACUAAUGGAAUAAAUAAUCAAAGUAAAUCAUAUUUUGCACAUGAUUUAAUACAGGAGGUAGAAAUUGAUGCUACCGAAUGUUCUAAUGAAACAAUAGGUAUUCAACAAAUUGAAGAAGAAAUUGUGUAUGAUAUGGAUUACACAGAAUCAAAUAAUAGUGCAAUGGAAAAUGUAAAUGAAAAUAAUGCUCAAAAUUGGAUUAUAGAAGAAAUCCUAGAAGAUGGUGUAAGCUGUAAUGGUUUUGAAAUUGGUAAUGAACAAGAUUCUGUUGAUCAACUCUCAGAUUCUAAUGUUUUAAAAACUUCUAUUUUAGAAUAUUCUGUAUCUGAAUGUAAUAGUAGAGAUUAUAAGACUGAAAAUGUAUAUCAUCCUACGUCUAGUCUGUACAAUGAACCUAUAAUUAUUUCAGAUGAUGAUGAUGUUUAGGAUUUAAUAACCAAAGAUAAUUUUGUUGUUGAUUUAUUGAGUUUUGUUAAAGAUAUUUUAUUUAAGAUUUCAGUAUUAUGUUUUUCUAUGUCAAUUAAUUUUUUGUACCUUUUUUGUACUAUUUAAUCAUUGUUUAAUAUAUUUGUAAAAAAAAAAAAAUUAUAAAAUAAUGAAAAAUUGCAUUUGCUUUAUAUGUAAAUAAAUUAUUUAAACUACUAAUUUAUAUUUCAUUUUACAAUUUGUUCCAACAAUAAAUUAUA